AUGCCACCUGCUCGUGAGGUGGAUUUUACUAUUGAUAUUGUGUCAGGCGCCGAGUCAGUAUCAAGAGCCCCAUAUCGCAUGGCACCGUUAGAACUCGCUGAACUUAAAUUGCAACUACAGGAAUUAUUGGAUAAAGGUUACAUUCGUCCUAGUACGUCGCCUUGGGGUGCUCCAGUUUUAUUUGUGAAAAAGAAAGAUGGAAGCUUAAGAUUGUGUAUUGACUACCGUGGGCUGAAUAAAGUAACGGUAAAGAAUAAAUAUCCUCUUCCGAGAAUUGAUGAUUUAUUUGAUCAACUGAGAGGUGCAAGUGUAUUCUCCAAGAUUGACUUGAGGUAUGGAUAUUAUCAACUAAGGGUUGCAGAGCAUGAUAUUCCUAAGACAGCCUUUCGCACUAGAUACGAUAAAAAGACACAUGCAAAACAUUUGCGUGUGACACUAAAUACACUGCGUGCGAGGAAGUUAUAUGCCAAGUUAUCCAAAUGUGAGUUUUGGUUGAAAAAGGUUGCUUUCUUGGGGCAUGUAGUUUCUGGUAAGGGUAUCUCAGUAGAUCCUUCUAAAGUUGCGGCAAUCUCGGAUUGGCCAAGACCUACCAAUCAAUCAGAAGUAAGAAGCUUUUUGGGUUUGGCAGGGUAUUACCGAAGAUUCGUUCUUGAUUUUUCGAGGGUUGCGAAGUCAUUAACUAAUUUGCUGAAGAAUGACACAAUGAUUAAUUGGGAUCGUGAAUGUGAGUCCUCUUUCUUAGAAUUGAAACAUCGAUUAAUUUCAGCACCAAUCUUGGCUUUACCAGUAGAGGGUGAGGAUUUUGAAGUUUAUAGUGAUGCUUCGAAAAGGGGAUUGGGAUGCGCCUUAAUGCAGAAUCAAAGAGUUAUUGCUUAUGCGUCACGACAACUAAAACCUUAUGAAGAAAAUUAUCCUACACAUGACCUGGAGAUUGCAGCAGUACUAUUUGCUUUGAAGAUUUGGAGGCACUAUCUUUAUGGUGCCCAUUGUAGAAUGUUUACUGACCAUCAGAGUAAAACAAAUGUUGUAGCUGAUGCCUUGAGUCGAAAACCAAGGCAUAAGUUGGGUUAUAUGUCAGUUUCUGAUGAACUGUAUCAAGAUCUAGCACGGAUGGAAAUUGAAGUAAAAGCAGAACAUCAGGGACCGAUGGGGUUGCUACAGCCUUUAGAAGUUCCGCUCUGGAAAUGGGAUUCUAUUGCAAUGGAUUUUGUGAUAGGACUUCCAAGGGCGAAGUCGGGAACAGAUGCAAUUUGGGUGAUUAUAGAUAGAUUAACUAAGUCAGCAGUGUUCAUCCCACUUCGUAGGUAUGUCGCAGAUCCUUCUCAUAUUUUAUCUCCGGAUGAGUUAGAGCUAAAUGAGGAUCUUUCAUAUGAGGAAAUGCCUCUUGGGAUCAUGGACACAAAGGUUCGAACUACGAGGAACCGAGAUAUUCGUAUGGUGAAGGCUUUAACCCCAACCAUUCGACCCUACUGUACUAACCCCGAAGAUUCUAAUCGGAUGAGGGAAGUGCUAGGAGGCGGAAACCCUUUAGCCAUUAACAAUCCUGCUUAUAACUCUGUCCGUAUAAACGACAGUAUUAAAACCCAUAUAAACGAUCCCAAAGAGCCCUAUCGUACCUGGUACACCAGGGUAGCUGAACGUUUCCAAGAACAAUGGAAACUCCAACAUAUCGACCAAGCUAUCUUCCUAUCCACCCUCCCCUUCCAUUUGCACGAGAAGGUGUUGUUGGCCAUGGCAGCCUUCUGGCAUACGGAAAUAGGGGCCUUCUGCCUGCCAUUGGGCCCCAUUGGCCCGACCCUGAUGGACGUGGCCCUGAUCGCCCACCUCCCUAUCGUGGGUGAGGAUCUGGUAUCGGGCUCCUUGGACGGGCGGGAGCCCGCAGCAGACCACCUCGGGUGGUCGCUGGCAGGAAUAAAAGAAUGGAGCUUGACGAAGUUCACAACCGACCAAUAG
Molecule: messenger RNA, 1953 nt
Organism: Andrographis paniculata
Lineage: Eukaryota; Viridiplantae; Streptophyta; Magnoliopsida; Lamiales; Acanthaceae
Exons: 6
Coding region: 1-1953 (650 amino acids)
Source: RefSeq, a predicted model, not a curated record